Suricata suricatta (meerkat) is the source of this 1240-nucleotide messenger RNA. RefSeq names its product SERTA domain containing 1 (gene SERTAD1). The transcript has 2 exons. NCBI's taxonomy places the organism in Eukaryota, Metazoa, Chordata, Mammalia, Carnivora, Herpestidae. The coding region runs from base 154 to 870 and encodes 238 amino acids. Gene Ontology annotation, cellular component: nucleus. The record is from RefSeq and is a predicted model, not a curated record. Gene Ontology annotation, molecular function: transcription regulator activity.
AGGAGCCUGGAGUCGUGCGCCGGAGUCAGAACUGCGUCUCACGACUCAGGCGCCGGUUGCUGAAGGAGAGCGAGCGAGCGAUGCUGCCGUUGCCGCUUCCUGAUUGGCUGCGCGUUGAUCCCUCUUCCUUCUGAUUGGCAGUGGGUGAGCCAGAUGAUGCUGAGCAAAGGCCUAAAGCGCAAGCGGGAGGACGAGCUGGAGAAGGAAACCUUGGCAGUCGAUGCCUGGUGGCUGGGUCCCAGGCCCCCAGCAGUGGCACAGGCACCCCCAGCCGUGGCCUCCAGUUCUCUCUUUGACCUUUCCGUGCUCAAGCUCCACCACAGCCUGCGGCAGAGUGAGCCGGACCUGCGGCACCUGGUCCUGGUGGUGAACACCUUGCGGCGCAUCCAGGCGUCCAUGGCGCCCGAAGCCCCCCUGUCCCCCGUGCCCAGCCCGCCUCCGGCCCCUGGCGCAGCAGCUGACAGCCUGCUGGCCAGCUCAGACGCCGCCCUCUCGGCCUCCAUGGCCAGCCUUCUGGAGGACCUCAGCCACAUCGAGGGCCUGAGCCAGGCCCCCCAGCCCUUGGUGGAUGAGGGGCCGCCAGGCCGUCCCACCAGCGGGGCCCCACCCAGUUUGGGUGCCUUGGACCUGCUGGGCCCAGCCACUGGCUGUCUGCUGGACGAUGAGCUUGAGGGCCUGUUUGAGGACAUCGACACCUCUAUGUAUGACAGUGAACUUUGGGCACCAGCCUCUGAGGGCGUCAAACCUGGCCCUGAGGCUGGGCCCGGUAAGGAGGAAACUCUGGAGCUGGAUGAGGCCGAGCUGGACUACCUCCUGGACGUGUUGGUGGGCACACAGGCACUGGAGCGGCCCCCGGGUCCCGGGCGCUGACACUCCCUUCCCCCCCGCCCCAAGCUAGGAUGGUGGUCUGGUGUCCAAACCGAGCCUGGGGACUGGACCAACUCUCCUUGGAAAGACACAGCUGCCUUCCCUGGAACAGAAAGAGGGGGCUUUGGAGAGAGACUCCAGUCCUGAGCAAUUUUAGCUCUGUCCUCGGGUCUCAGGCUAAUGAGGGGAGUCUGGGAUUGGUCCCUGGGAUGGGAUGACAGGGCCUGGUGGCUGGAAUGUGAUUUGGACCAGGUCCUGUGCUGGACUGAAUCCCCAGGGCGUCGUACCCGGGGAUACUUUUUUUUUUUUCCAUGAUGUGGGAAGAGCCCACAUCAAUUUUCUGGAAAUUAAAACCAGUCCUUGGAAAUGUCAA